AUGGCGACUGUUCUGGAGUUCGACCCUAAGGGGCGCGCUGUCGGUUUCCCGGCAUGGUUGCGGAAGCUCAAGCUCUACCUCGGCAGCCGUCUCGAGAACGACAUCCCUCUUUCCGAGCAUGCCGCUGGUGAUCUGACAGCCCCCCCCCCCCCCCCCCCCCCCACUGCAACAGAGCGAGAGUCGCUGUGGGGGAUGAGAGGGACGGGGGAAGGGCUUGGCGGGACUGCCAGCAGCUACAACGCUAGCGACAUCGCCAGCAGAGACCCCGCCAGCAGCUACACCGCCAGCAGAGACCCUGCCAGCAGAGACCCCGCCAGCAGAGACCCCGCCAGCAGCUACACCGCCAGCAGAGACCCCGCCAGCAGAGAUCCCACCAGCAGAGACCCCGCCAGCAGAGACCUCGCCAGCACCAGCCGCCGGCACCAGCCGCCCGUCCCUCUAUCCCCCCCCCCCUCCUCAGUCUCCUUCCCUUCCGCAACUAUGGUUGUGGGGGGGAGGUGGUGUGGAAGGGGUGGCCGCCGUGAGCCACUGCAGCACCACCCUCUUCCCUGCCUCUCCCCUCCCGCGGCUGCUGCUGUGGGGGGAAGGUGGGGUGUGGAGGAAUUAAGGGGGGAGGGAGUGCGGUUCCAGGGGGCGGCUGAAAUGGGGGGUGCGGUUAAAGGGGGGGUGGUUGAGUGGGUGUGGGGAUUUUGGGGUUCGUAA
Molecule: messenger RNA, 702 nt
Organism: Closterium sp. Naga37s-1
Lineage: Eukaryota; Viridiplantae; Streptophyta; Zygnematophyceae; Desmidiales; Closteriaceae
Source: the annotation of a GenBank genome assembly